Acanthoscelides obtectus is the source of this 909-nucleotide messenger RNA. Lineage: Eukaryota; Metazoa; Arthropoda; Insecta; Coleoptera; Chrysomelidae. The record is from the annotation of a GenBank genome assembly.
AUGAAACUCAACCGAGAACAUUUUCGCGCCAUAAUUUAUUACAACUUUCAGAGACAAUUACCGCAACAAGAAUGCCUUGCUGAGUUACUGUCUGUUUUCGGCAACGAAGCACGACAUCAGUCGACAAUUUCCCGUUGGUGUGGAGAAUUCAAACGUAGUCGGGUGAGUCUUAGCGACGAUCCCAGGGUGGGUGCACAAAAAACGGCAGUCAUCCCGAUCUCAAAGACCACGAUUCAAAAAAUUUCACAUGAAGAAUUAGGAGUAAGAAAAUUAGUUUCUCGUUGGAUACCCCGCCUGUUGACUGAAGAGCAGAAAGCAGUCAGGGUUAAUUGGUGUCAAAAACCGCUUGACCGCUUCAAUUCCGGAAACUCAAAAAAUGUGUACUGCAUUGCUAGUGGUGAUGAAUCGUGUAUUUACUGUUAUUCAACAAAAGUCAUCCGUUCUCGAAGUGUUUCGAAACAGAUGGUCGCGACAUCUGAGUCCAAAGCGGGUCAUAUUGCAACAAUUCCUCUUAAUGAGCACAGAACUGUAACUGCGGAUUGGUAUACCACCAUUUGUUUGCCAAAAAUCAUCACCGAGCUUCGAAAAAUCAAUCCCGACAGAAGAAUCAUCCUCCACCAAGACAAUGCAAGCUCGCACACAGCCCAAAAAACAAGGCAGUAUUUAACGGAAGAAAACUUGGAAUUAUUGGACCUUCCUCCAUAUAGUCCCGAUCUAAGUUCUAACGAUUUAUUUACUUUACCAAAAAUUAAAAACAGACUACGUGUUCAAAGGUUCCAGUCACCAGAAGAAGCAGUUAACGCAUUCAAAAAUGUCGUUUUGGAUCUGCCAGCAAACGGAUGGAAUAAGUGCUUAGAAAAUUGGUUCGAUCGCAUGCAGAUGUGUAUUACUGCACUUCGUCCUCAAUAA